AAAAAACAAACGCUUGUGUGGCGGAUUCACUCGCCCCCCGCUCUCUCUCUCGCUUUCUCUCUCCCUUCCUUCCUCUCUCACACGCUCUCUCCCUCUCUCUCACUCUGUUGGAUCUACUGAGAGAGUGAACGAACAAGGAGUGGAGGAGGUUCGAUUGGGACGGAGUUGACCGGUUUUCUUCUUUCAUUCGGUUCUUACUUGAGUACCUGAGUGCGCAGAUUUGAUGAAAACUUGAACUGUUUCUGAAGUCAGUUCGGCACCUUACGGUUUUGUGUAUCCACUCAACUGCUGGGGAUUGUGUUUCAGAAAUAUGUGCUGAUUUGAACCAUUCAAGAUCCACAGCUCGUUCAAUUGGACAAAAUAUGAGCCUUGGUCUCAAGUAAAUUUGAACAGUUUUCGUGGCUUUCUAGUUCAGAAACUCUCUGAACAGUCUGAAACUUGUAUACGCAUGUACCUGUUAGGUCCUCCUAUUACUUCACUGUAAGUGUAAAGCUCUGGUAUGUAGGGAACGGUUCGGAAAGUGGGACGGGAUCUUUUUUGUCAUUGAGGUUGUUUACUUUACCUCACCCAUUUUCCUUAUCCUUGCAAAAGUUUCUCAACUUUCCUUCCUAAAAGGUUUAAUCUUCAAAACCUUGGUAGUUUAAAGGUUAGGAGCGGUCAGCCUCUGCCCCUUCUAACCCUUGGAAUUCUUUCGUCAAGAUCAUGCAUUAGCAAGUUACACAGAACACUCUAGCCAACUGUAAGCAAAGACUAGAAGAAGAAGGUUUUGAAGCAGACCGUUUCUGAACUGAGUAUAUCGUUUAUGGAAUGAACCUUUGAUCAUCUGUUGUGGAAACAGAGGACUGUAUUAUGGAGCAGUCUGAUAGAAAAGAAGAGCAUAUCCUAGAUCUGGAGAGUGGUCUGGCUUAUAGUGCAGAGCAAAACUCAAAGGUUACUCUUUCUGACAAUGGACAAUCAAAUAAGGCACCAGUUAAAGUUUGGAGUGGCUUUGUGAAGUUGGAUGGAUCUGUAAAGGGAAUAGAUGCUGUAGUUUUUUGCAACAAUGCCACUAAUGCUCCAAAUAUUCAAGUUGAAAACCCAGAGUUAUUUACGACAAAGAAAUUGGGGGAAGCUAAGCCACAUUCUAUGGAGAAAGGACAUGGAAAAGAAAAAUCCAGGAAACCUAGUAAUAAGAAGCCUCCAAGACCACCACGUCCCCCUAAAGCACGAACCUUGGAUGCCGCAGAUCAGAAGUUGGUCCAGCAGAUCACAGAGCUUGCAAUGCUGAAGAAGGCGAGGGUUGAAAGAAUGAAAGCGUUGAAGAGGAUGAAAGCCAAUAAAGGAUCGUCUUCAAAUGGUAGUUUAUUGGCCAUGAUCAUCACAAUCCUCUUUUGCCUCGUUGUACUACUAGAAGGUGCCUUCCCUCAAAACAGUUCUGGUGUGAAAUUUCAAGGUUCGCCUGUUCCUGCCAUGGCAAGAGGGCCAGCCUUAAUAUCAGUCCAGUUUAACAACAAUGACUCUGUGGGAAGCACUGCUUUUCCGGCAUCUCCUAGUGGGAUCAUAUUGCAGAGAUCAGGUGCAGGUAUAGAUGAAUCAAGCUAGUAAGGCACUGAAAAGCUGUUCCUUUCGACGGAGAGUUUUUCCUGCAGAUGUCGAUCGCAGCUUGGGCAACUUUUCUGUACUUCCUUAGAAAUCACAGUGGCUGAUGGGUGCCAUUGUUUGUUCCUCGGGAACUUUUGCAUAUGUACAGAGUUUUCCCCUGGGUGAUUGUGCAUAUGUACAUAAUACAGUUUUUCCCUGGAAUAAAAUUAGCUGAGAAAGAAAGGAACUUAUUUCGCAA
Nymphaea colorata (pocket water lily) is the source of this 1819-nucleotide messenger RNA. RefSeq lists its product as uncharacterized. Lineage: Eukaryota; Viridiplantae; Streptophyta; Magnoliopsida; Nymphaeales; Nymphaeaceae. The record is from RefSeq and is a predicted model, not a curated record. The transcript is spliced from 4 exons. The coding region runs from base 850 to 1581 and encodes 243 amino acids.